UCAACUUUGGUUUUCAUGACAAUGGAAUUUUUCCUCCCCAGGAUGGAAAGGAAGAACCUCUUCCUAAGCCUACUGCUCUGCUACAGUUUGUUCAGAGCUGCCGAUCAUCACAUGGUAAUUGAAGAGAAGACAGAAUGCAGCCUGUCAAGGAACAACAAAAUGAAUUUCUCAGAACUCCCACCCAUCUCCAUAACAGAUUUAACUAAAAGAUCCCAGAAAGUCAAAGAGAUCAGGAAAUCUUCCAAGAAAAGAGCUGGACCAAAGACAUCUCUGCAACCAAGGCCCACACCAGCUGCUGACUGCGUGCCGAACUUCAAAACCUGCAAACCACACUUGAAUUCGUGUUGUAACUACUGUGCUUUUUGCAAAUGCCGAAUUUUUCAUACAAUCUGCAAAUGUCUAAUGUUAAACCCAAAGUGCUAA
This is a messenger RNA of Nestor notabilis (Kea), 423 nucleotides long. It is a transcript of the gene ASIP, whose product is annotated as agouti signaling protein. Gene Ontology annotation, biological process: melanosome organization; hormone-mediated signaling pathway; positive regulation of melanin biosynthetic process. The record is from RefSeq and is a predicted model, not a curated record. The transcript is spliced from 3 exons. The coding region runs from base 16 to 423 and encodes 135 amino acids. Lineage: Eukaryota; Metazoa; Chordata; Aves; Psittaciformes; Psittacidae. Gene Ontology annotation, molecular function: melanocortin receptor binding; neuropeptide hormone activity. Gene Ontology annotation, cellular component: extracellular region.